GAGAAUUUGGCCUCAAAGACUUGCCAAGAUAGCUGGGCCAGGAAGAAAGCGCCGCAGCCCUGACCCAGACACCGUUGCUGACCCCGGGGCACUCUGGCUGUCGACUAAGCGGCUCAAGAUGUCUGGUGGGUCCAGUGCCACAGACCCGAGGAGGGGGCCCCCAGGACUGGAGGAGGCCGCUAGUAAGAAGAAGCAGAAGGAUCGAGCAAACCAGGAGAGCAAAGAUGGAGAUCCUAGGAGAGGGUCAGUAUCCAUUCCUCAAGAGGAGCAUACCAAAGAGGAGUUGUUGCUCGAUUGGAGGCAGAGUGCAGAUGAAGUAAUUGUCAAGCUUCGUGUAGGAAUGGGUCCCCUGCGGCUGGAGGAGGUGGAUGCUGCUUUCACAGACACGGACUGUGUGGUGCGGCUUCCAGGUGGUAGGCAAUGGGGUGGUGUCUUCUAUGCUGAGAUAGAAAGUUCUUGCACCAAAGUGCAGUCCCGCAAGGGUGGUCUCCUGCAGCUGGCACUACCCAAGAAGGUGCCUCUGCUCAUGUGGCCCUCUCUCCUGAAGAAACCUCUAGGGAGCCAGGAGCUGGCACCAGGACUGCGGUGCCAGGAGAAUGGGCAGGAGCUGGCUCCCAUUGCCUUGGAGCCAUGCCCUGAGCCCCGCCGGGCUAAGCAGGAGGCCCGGAACCAGAAGCGGGCCCAGGGCCGUGGUGAGGUAGGCUCGGGCACUGGCCCCGGGGCCCAGGCAGGGCCCAGCGCCAAGAGGGCUGUGCAUCUCCGCAGAGGGCCAGAGGGGGAAGGGUCCAGGGUUGACCCUGGACCCCAGGGCGAUGCCCCACCCUUCCUGGCUGACCUGGCCACCCAGGUUGAGGCUGAGGAACAGCUAUGUGUACCACCGCUGAACCUCCAAACCUGCCUCCUGGGCUCAGAGGAGAAUUUAGCCCUUUUGGCAGGAGAGAAGGCAGUGUCCCCCAGGAAUGACCCAGUCUCUCCAGCCAUGGCCCAGAACAUAGACCCUGGAAAAGAUGACCAUGUCAAGGAGAUGGCAGUGGCAGCAGAUGUUGGAAGCUUGGUGGAUGAGCCUGAGCCCAUGGUGAACCUGGCAUUUGUCAAGAAUGACUCAUAUGAGAAGGGGCCAGAUUCAGUGGUGGUGCACGUGUAUGUGAAGGAGAUCCACAGGGACACCUCUCGAGUACUUUUCCGCGAGCAGGACUUCACACUCAUCUUCCAGACCAGGGAUGGAAACUUCCUGAGGCUGCACCUGGGCUGUGGGCCCCACACCAUCUUCCGUUGGCAGGUGAAGCUCAGGAACCUGAUUGAACCAGAGCAGUGCACCUUCUGUUUCACGGCCUCUCGCAUCGACAUCUGCCUUCGUAAGCGGCAGAGUCAGCGCUGGGGGGGCCUGGAGGCCCCAGCUGCACGAGGUGCAGUGGGUGGUGCAAAGGUUGCCGUGCCGACAGGUCCAACCCCUCUGGAUUCAACCCCACCAGGAGGUGCCCCCCACCCUCUGACAGGCCAGGACGAACCUCGGGCUGUGGAGAAGGAUAAACCCAAGGCUCGAUCUGAGGACACAGGGCUGGAUGGUGUGGUGGCCCGCACCCCUGUGGAACAUGUAACCCCAAAGCCAGAGCCACACCUGGCCUCGCCCAAACCAACAUGUAUGGUGCCUCCGAUGCCCCACAGCCCCGUGAGCGGAGACAGUGUGGAGGAGGAGGAGGAGGAAGAGAAGAAGGUGUGUCUGCCAGGCUUCACUGGCCUUGUCAAUUUAGGCAACACUUGCUUCAUGAACAGCGUCAUUCAGUCUCUGUCCAACACUCGAGAACUCCGGGACUUCUUCCAUGACCGCUCCUUUGAGUCCGAGAUCAACUACAACAACCCGCUGGGGACUGGUGGGCGUCUUGCCAUUGGCUUUGCUGUGCUGCUCCGGGCACUGUGGAAGGGCACCCACCAUGCCUUCCAACCUUCUAAGUUGAAGGCCAUUGUGGCGAGCAAGGCCAGCCAGUUCACAGGCUAUGCACAGCAUGAUGCCCAGGAAUUCAUGGCCUUCCUGCUGGACGGGCUGCAUGAGGACCUGAAUCGUAUCCAGAACAAGCCCUACACAGAGACAGUGGACUCAGAUGGGCGGCCUGAUGAGGUGGUGGCUGAGGAAGCAUGGCAGCGGCACAAGAUGAGGAAUGACUCUUUCAUCGUGGACCUAUUUCAGGGCCAGUACAAGUCGAAGCUGGUGUGCCCUGUAUGUGCCAAGGUCUCCAUCACUUUUGACCCAUUCCUUUACCUGCCAGUGCCCUUACCACAGAAGCAGAAGGUUCUCCCUGUGUUUUAUUUUGCCCGAGAACCCCACAGCAAGCCUGUCAAGUUCCUGGUGAGCGUUAGCAAGGAGAACUCCAGUGCAAGUGAAGUGUUGGAUUCUCUCUCUCAGAGCGUCCACGUGAAGCCUGAGAACUUGCGUCUGGCUGAGGUAAUUAAGAAUCGCUUCCACCGUGUGUUCCUGCCCUCCCACUCACUGGACACUGUGUCCCCAUCUGACGUGCUUCUCUGCUUUGAGCUGCUAUCCCCAGAGUUGGCUAAGGAGCGGGUAGUGGUGCUAGAGGUGCAACAGCGCCCCCAGGUGCCCAGCAUCCCCAUCUCCAAGUGUGCAGCCUGCCAGCGAAAGCAGCAGUCAGAGGAUGAAAAGCUGAAGCGCUGUACCCGUUGCUAUCGUGUGGGCUACUGUAACCAGCUCUGCCAGAAAACACACUGGCCUGACCACAAGGGCCUCUGCCGCCCUGAGAACAUUGGUUAUCCCUUCCUGGUCAGUGUACCUGCCUCACGCCUCACUUAUGCCCGUCUUGCUCAGCUCCUAGAGGGCUAUGCCCGGUACUCUGUGAGUGUAUUCCAGCCACCCUUCCAGCCUGGCCGCAUGACCUUGGAGACCCAGGGCCCUGGCUGCACCACACUGCUCUCCACUAGCUCCCUGGAGGCUGAGGACAGUGAGAGGGACCCCAUUCAGCCACCUGAGCUCCAGUUGGUGACCCCUGUUGCCGAGGGGGACACAGGGGUUCCCCGGGCAUGGGCAGCCCCUGAUCGGGGUCCUGUGCCCAGCACCAGUGGAAUUUCUUCUGAGAUGCUGGCCAGUGGGCCCACUGAGGUUGGCUCCUUGCCUGCUGGUGAGAAGGUAUCCCGGCCUGAAGCUGCUGUGCCUGGGUACCAACACCCAAGUGAAGCCAUGAAUGCCCACACACCCCAGUUCUUCAUCUAUAAAAUAGACACAUCCAACCGAGAACAGCGGCUAGAGGACAAAGGAGAGACCCUACUGGAGCUGGGUGAUGACUGUAGCCUGGCCCUUGUCUGGCGGAACAAUGAGCGCCUACAGGAGUUUGUGCUGGUAGCCUCCAAGGAGCUGGAAUGUGCUGAGGAUCCAGGCUCUGCUGGGGAGGCUGCCCGUGCUGGCCACUUUACCCUGGACCAGUGCCUCAAUCUCUUCACACGGCCUGAGGUGCUGGCACCUGAGGAGGCCUGGUACUGCCCACAAUGCAAACAGCAUCGUGAAGCCUCCAAGCAGCUGUUGCUGUGGCGCCUGCCAAAUGUGCUCAUCGUGCAGCUCAAGCGCUUCUCCUUUCGCAGUUUCAUCUGGCGUGACAAGAUCAAUGACUUGGUCGAGUUCCCUGUUCGGAACCUGGACCUGAGCAAGUUCUGCAUUGGUCAGAAAGAGGAGCAGUUGCCCAGCUACGACCUUUAUGCUGUCAUCAACCAUUAUGGAGGCAUGAUCGGUGGCCACUAUACUGCCUGUGCACGCCUGCCCAAUGAUCGCAGCAGCCAGCGCAGUGACGUGGGCUGGCGCUUAUUUGAUGACAGCACGGUGACCACAGUAGACGAGAGCCAGAUCGUGACGCGUUAUGCCUAUGUACUCUUCUACCGCCGGCGGAACUCUCCUGUGGAGAGGCCCCCCAGGGCAGGUCAUUCUGAGCACCACCCAGACCUAGGCCCUGCAGCUGAGGCUGCUGCCAGCCAGGGACUAGGCCCUGGCCAGGCCCCCGAGGUGGCCCCCACGCGGACAGCCCCUGAACGCUUCGUCCCCCCCGUGGACCGCCCAGCCCCCAACUACAGCAACAUGGAGGAGGUCGAUUAGCAGGUCCCUGGCUGAUGGGGGUACUGGGUUUGGGAGAUCCUUCUCAGAGGGCCAGCUCUUUGCCGCUUCUCCUUCUCUAACCCAGAAGACAUUGGCUCCAUCAGCGGGGAGUUAAGGUGUAUGAUUUCGGGGUGGGACUUUAUAGGCUGGGACUUCUCAUCAGCUUGGCCCCUGACCAGUGGGUCUUGGUUUCUCCAGCUGCCUCCAGUGCUGCGUGAUUUGAUUCUCAGUUGUACCUUCAAUUCUUUCUGACCUGCAUUAUAAACGUUAUAAUUUUAUUCUAAAAAUUGUAAUUUUUUUUUUUUUUUUUUUGCAUUUUGGAAGUGAUUGCUGCUGUUUAAAUAUAUUUUAAAAAUAAAUAAUAAAUAAGCAGACUUAGUGACUAUGAUCCACCACA
Galeopterus variegatus (Sunda flying lemur) is the source of this 4487-nucleotide messenger RNA. RefSeq names its product ubiquitin specific peptidase 19 (gene USP19). The transcript is spliced from 26 exons. Lineage: Eukaryota; Metazoa; Chordata; Mammalia; Dermoptera; Cynocephalidae. Gene Ontology annotation, molecular function: cysteine-type deubiquitinase activity. Gene Ontology annotation, biological process: protein deubiquitination. Bases 119 to 4090 code for a protein of 1323 amino acids. The record is from RefSeq and is a predicted model, not a curated record.